This is a messenger RNA of Diprion similis, 660 nucleotides long. RefSeq lists its product as uncharacterized. The transcript has 4 exons. Bases 1 to 660 code for a protein of 219 amino acids. NCBI's taxonomy places the organism in Eukaryota, Metazoa, Arthropoda, Insecta, Hymenoptera, Diprionidae. The record is from RefSeq and is a predicted model, not a curated record.
AUGACCAAUGACCUUGGUAAUUUGUAUCAGAAAAACAAUCGAAGGCCGAGACGCCAUACCGUCACUUGUUGCUCAGCUUCCGAAUCAUGCCGGGUUGUCUUGUUUUUAAUGUUGAAUAAUAUAGAAACCUGCAAUACAGUGGUGAACUCUAGCUUCUCUGAAGUUUUCAUCCCAUCUGUGCAGCGGAUGUCAAGUUGCUUUGACUCCCGCACUUUCUGUCGGACCUCCGAUGACGACGAAGCAUCUCGCGGUAAUUAUAAUAUCCUGUGCAGAGAUGAUUGCAACACGGCAUGGAUCUAUCGGUGCAUGCAGAAUAGGUACCUACCUACCUGCAGCAAUCGCGGGCAGCUGACGCAUGUGGAUAUGGAAAAGGCCCAUCGCCGACGGCCGUUCCAGCGGGUAAAUGCAAUCAAGAUUACGAGCUUAUCGAGAACCAAAGCGGCUUACGGUAAAACCCCCGAUCGCAGCGUCUACGAAACCGAAUUAUACUUCGCCUUGCCAGAAGUGAUUGGUAAUAAUGAUCCGUCGCCCUCCGAGUACCUUUCUCUUCGGUCCCAACACCGGCUACUUCCGGAUUGCGACCUCAAGGACAUAUACUGGACGACAAUUUGGAAAAAGGUGUUCUCGCACCGCUCGAGGAGACGUGGGAUUCGAACCUGA